CAAUAUCUGGCGUACUCUUUUGCGUGGCGUAGGAUGACUGCACAAUGCGGUCUCCGUGUGUAUAAAAGGCGCGCAGCUCGCACGCUGUCCCACCACCUUCAUCGAUCGCUGGGGCUGCAACGACUGGCAAGGGAGGACAAGGGAGGACACGGCAGCACCAUUAAUUCAUAAUUAGUUUCGGAGUGAGAUAAAGAAAAGUGAGAAUGGCAAAGCCACAAGUGUUUUUCGAACUGACUGCCGAUGGCGAGGCGCUGGGCCGUCUCGUCAUGGAGCUGCGAGCUGAUAUUGUGCCCAAGACUGCAGAAAACUUCCGCGCUCUGUGCACCGGGGAAAAAGGCUUCGGGUACAAGGGGUCUAAAUUCCACCGUGUCAUUCCAGGGUUCAUGUGCCAGGGUGGAGACUUCACCAAGGGCAACGGAACUGGGGGCAAGUCCAUCUACGGCAACACGUUUGAGGAUGAGAACUUCACGAUGAAGCACAUGGCCUCGGGCAUUCUGUCCAUGGCCAAUUCUGGACCCAACACAAACGGCUCCCAAUUCUUCAUCUGCGUCACCAAAACCGCCUGGCUGGAUGGCAAGCACGUGGUGUUUGGGAGAGUGACCAGCGGCAUGGAUAUCAUCACCAAAGUGGAGUCCUACGGAGAUAGGAAAGACGGAAAGACUUCUAAGAACAUCGUGAUUGCCGACUGUGGCGAAAUCAAUUGAAGCAAACGAAUGCAUGCACUGCAUUGCCUGGCGGUGUUUGGUGAGGUGGUGUGAGUUGGCUGCUGUUUCACAGGAAUAAAGUGGCCCUGUUUUAGCUAACUUCAGCCAAAUGUGAAGGAAAAGUAAAUUAUCUCCACCAAAAGUACAUCCCCUUGAAAUAGAAGUUUGAUGCAAAGCAAUGUUUUUCCAGACCCUUGACUGGACUUGCUCUACGUAUCAUCAAGUGACAAGCUAUACAAGCUACUUUGAGAACAUUGGCAAAUAAGUUAUCGAAUGUGGCCUGAAAAUACAUUAUACAUCACUUUUGAGACGCUUUGCAAGUCAUCAGUCAGUGUUCCCGUGCUCUGAUAAGCAUUGGGCAGUGCCCAUCAUCAAUGUGUAAAUUCCACAUUCUCAUAGCAGUAGCUCGUUUCUUCACCGACAAAUAUAUUAAAUUUACCCUGGCUGGGAUUUGAACUCCUGUUUGGAAAAUAUCUUUCUCUGCCAGUUGAGCUAUAACCCGGAGCCUUCACGCUGUACAACUUACUGUAAAUGCGUGACACUUUGAUGUGGUAAUAAAUAAGCACGGUACUUGCCUUCUCAAUGUGAUUACAUAAUUAAUCACAAUGACCGAUGUAUUUAAUUUCUAUAUCGCAGUAAACAGCUAAAUUACUCCGAAUGCUUGAUAUGCAAUUACGAAGAUGUUAGUUGCGUACAUUUUUGUCUUGUACAUUUUCACGUCUGUGGGUUUCUCACCGUGACCUUCAUGUUCGACUCAUCCAAGCAUCCAACUCGCACCGUAACAGCCAAACUGCCGAUAAAAACCGCACGCAGGUUACCCAAGCAGUAUAAUCGCUCUCAGAUUCCCGCACUACUUUGCUGCAAGAUCGUUUUUUGUUAUUUCGAUCAAUUUUGAUUUGUGUCCUUGCUUUUUUUUUCUGCAAUGAUUUCAAAGCACAGCUUCUCCCCCGAAGUUGGAAUGAUGGUGGACACUGUUGUGUCUCUGUACUCAUCAUAUGACCAGCAAUAAAGUAAAUCAGGAAAAACCCAUCCAA
Molecule: messenger RNA, 1738 nt
Organism: Petromyzon marinus (sea lamprey)
Lineage: Eukaryota; Metazoa; Chordata; Hyperoartia; Petromyzontiformes; Petromyzontidae
Product: peptidyl-prolyl cis-trans isomerase-like
Biological process (GO): protein peptidyl-prolyl isomerization; protein folding
Cellular component (GO): cytoplasm
Molecular function (GO): peptidyl-prolyl cis-trans isomerase activity; cyclosporin A binding
Source: RefSeq, a predicted model, not a curated record